Messenger RNA from Olea europaea var. sylvestris, 1067 nucleotides. RefSeq names its product pre-rRNA-processing protein ESF1-like. Bases 654 to 1067 code for a protein of 137 amino acids. The transcript has 2 exons. NCBI's taxonomy places the organism in Eukaryota, Viridiplantae, Streptophyta, Magnoliopsida, Lamiales, Oleaceae. Gene Ontology annotation, molecular function: RNA binding. Gene Ontology annotation, biological process: rRNA processing. Gene Ontology annotation, cellular component: nucleus. The record is from RefSeq and is a predicted model, not a curated record.
GCUGGGCGUGAAAAACUGGAAUAUAUUCUGGGUAAAAACGACCCCCCAAAGGAAACGGAUCCCACUUAUGCAAAGUGGUAUGCUGAAAAUAAAAAAGUUAAAGGCUGGUUGCUUACCUCUAUGUCACCGGAGAUAAUGAAGCGCUACUUGCGCCUGCGGACUGCACGGGAGAUUUGGAGUUCCCUUGCCAAAGCAUUCUACGACAGAUCGGAUGAGACACAAAUCUUUGCACUGAUCCUGCGUGCCUUCUCUACUAAAUAGGUUGGCCGUCCCUUAUCAACCUAUUAUGGCGAACUCGUCAAGAUCUUUCAGGAACUAGACCACCGUGAUAAAAUUACUAUGAAGGAUCCGGAUGAUUUUGUUGCAUAUAAGAAAUCUGUUGAAUGCUUGCGGGUACAUAUCUUCCUUAGCGGACUGGAUACUGACUUUGAACAAAUUCGGGGUGAAUUUCUUCGAAAGGAUCCUCCAGUCAACCUCGAAGAAGCCUAUGCUUGUGUGCAUAAGGAUGCCGUGGUCGAACCACUUUAAAUGGUGAAUCUGAUCACUCCGAAUCUGUUGCUCUGUUGGUUCGCAGAGCCAAGUCUCAGCCACGCAAAUUUGGUGCGAAACUUGAAGCAGACCAGAAAGACAGUUUUGUUGUUGUGAUACUGAGCAUGAUCAUGCUGAACAACCGGAUGAAUUUUCUGUUGAAGAGGAAACUCAGGUUCGAGGUACCAAGAGAGACAAACCUAAUCAAGAAACAGUCCAAGAAGCUGAAGCUAGUCCAGCUAAGCUCGAGCUAUUACUUGCUGAUGACACAGGAGGAUAACAAGUUAAAAGGCUAUAACUUGAAACCUAAGAAGCGCAAGGGGAAAAAAGGAAAGGAAAUUCCUGAUGAGGACAAAAUACCUGAUGUUGACUAUGAUGAUCCACGAUUUUCAUCUCUCUUCACCUCACCGCUUUUUGCUCUGGAUCCAACAGAUCCUCAAUUCAAAAGGAGUGCAGUUUAUGCUCGGCAAAUGGCACGAAAAAAUAAAGGUGAUCAUGAAAAUGCUAUUGGAACACUUCACACACAAAUUUUGUUAUAA